AUGCAGUUUCGCAAUACCCCCCAAUCAUUCACUGUUGGGUUUGAGUUAGAGAUAACCCUAAGGCCAAAGGCAGCGAGCAACAUCCCUGGGUUCCGAUUCGAGGGUGGUGGUGGAAACAAUAUGACAGCCACUUCAAGGGAGAAUGUCAACACCAUCUACACCUUCUUGAUGUUACGUUUGAACUGUGGUGUCCCUUUUGAGCGGACCGCUGACCCUUACACACUAUGGAAUGUGACAUCCAAUCAUUCUGUGAGAGGUUCCGAUGGAUUCUACGGUGCUGAAAUUCGGUCCCCGAAAUACUCAGGUUCAGCGUGGAGACCUGCUAUCAACUAUCUAUUCCAGACCCUAGACCAAUUCUUCCACCUGAAUGGGAAUGAAUCUUGUGGAACCCACAUUCACGUUUCCCGCGGCGAUGUCGAAUGGCCCAUUCUUGAACUACAGGCAAUCGCGAGAGCAGUGGCCACUUACAGUGGCAUAUUCCUUCACCUAUGUCCUGACAGAGACCAAUCACCCUACUGUCAAGCAAAUUGUGAAGACGGUCAGCUGGAAAUAUUGCGCGACAUAAACAACACAGGGUGCCGGGAUCUCAUUGAUCUUAUGUCACCCAUGCGCAACACUGUCAUUAAUUUCCGAUCCCUUCAUCCACUUGAAGACUUCCGUGACACAAUCAAAUUCAGGUUAUUCCCCGCAACCAAUAGUCCAGAAACACUCGAACAGUACAUACUAUCAUCCUUAGCAUUCAUUUCUGCAUCACUACGAACCCAGCAAGAUUAUUACACCGAGGAAAUGCAGGAUGUGACGAUAAACAGCUUUCGUACAUUCAUGACUCCGCAUCCUGAUGAAGCAGGACACAGAGUCGACCACAGGGCAUUAUUCCACAACAAGGAGUAUAACUCAGUUGAUGCACAGAUAAAAUGA
Molecule: messenger RNA, 918 nt
Organism: Suillus plorans
Lineage: Eukaryota; Fungi; Basidiomycota; Agaricomycetes; Boletales; Suillaceae
Exons: 2
Coding region: 1-918 (305 amino acids)
Source: RefSeq, a predicted model, not a curated record